Messenger RNA from Alosa sapidissima (American shad), 1867 nucleotides. RefSeq names its product orthopedia homeobox b (gene otpb). The record is from RefSeq and is a predicted model, not a curated record. The coding region runs from base 104 to 1048 and encodes 314 amino acids. The transcript has 3 exons. Gene Ontology annotation, biological process: regulation of DNA-templated transcription; neuron differentiation. Gene Ontology annotation, molecular function: DNA-binding transcription factor activity, RNA polymerase II-specific; DNA binding. Lineage: Eukaryota; Metazoa; Chordata; Actinopteri; Clupeiformes; Clupeidae.
UUAAACACAAGUUGAAUUUUCUCUCAUUUAGGCUAUAUAUGCUUUUAACUAGUUUUAGGCUGUAGUGUUGUUUUGGGGGGAUUUCACCCUGGACCGGUGCGGGAUGCUAUCUCACGCCGACCUCCUGGAUGCGCGUCUCGGCAUGAAGGAUGCAUCCGAGCUUCUUGGACACAGAGAAGCCUUGAAGUGUCGACUUGGAGGAUCGGACACGGGACAUCCAGGCGACAUGGCCCCGGGUGGGGAUUCUGUUGAGGGCGCAACACUUCUCCCAGGAGAUGAUAUUAAUAGUGGAUCCAAUCCUUCCGGUAUGCAGGUCAACUCAAAAGAUCAAGACAAACACCAUCAGCAGAUCUCCAACCAGUCGAACCAACAGACUCAGCAGCAGAAACAGAAACGUCACCGGACCCGUUUUACCCCUGCUCAGCUUAACGAGCUCGAGAGGAGCUUCGCUAAGACCCAUUACCCUGAUAUCUUCAUGAGAGAGGAGCUCGCACUCAGAAUCGGUUUAACGGAAUCGCGAGUGCAGGUUUGGUUCCAGAACCGACGUGCCAAGUGGAAGAAGCGCAAGAAGACCACCAACGUUUUCCGUGCUCCCGGCACCUUGCUGCCCACGCACGGUCUGCCUCAGUUCCCAUCAGCGGCGGCGGCUGCAGCAGCGAUGGGGGAUAGCCUAUGUUCUUUUCAUGCCAAUGACACCCGUUGGGCUGCAGCUGGUAUGCCCGGGGUUUCACAGCUCCAACUCCCGCCAACCCUGGGUAGGCAGCAGGCCAUGGCCCAGUCCCUGUCCCAGUGCAGUCUGUCGGGUAACCAUCAUUCAAAUUCGAUGGGCCUCUCCAAUGGGUUGUCAUCCAACGGGGGUGGCCUUCAAUCCCACCUGUACCAACCCACAUUCGGCGGGAUGGUCCCAGCGUCCCUCUCUGGCCCCACUAAUGUCACCGGCUCUCCCCAGCUCUGCAGCUCCCCGGAUAGCGAUGUGUGGAGAGGGAGUAGCAUCGCUUCUCUGCGCCGCAAAGCACUGGAGCACACGGUUUCUAUGAGUUUCACCUAAUGAUGAUGAACGCUCAAUGUGUGUUUUUUUAUUCUUUCAACCCCGCCAUUUUAAACAGAGGGAACGAUUUACUCAGGUUCUGAAAUUCGUCACCAGAAAUAGUCAAUGAGAGCUGACGACGUGCCGAUAGCAUUUCAUUUUUUUCUUUUCUCAACUCUUGAUUGUAUUUUGCACAUUAUCAGUAAAAUUAUACUCAUUAAUUGGAUCCUAAAUAACCCUCUGUAUCUAAACCUUCGUCUAUUUGGGCUAUUUAUUUGAUGUAUUUAACUUAUUUAUGUACAGUAUUUAUAGACAGGCAGUCGUCAUAUGUAGGGGUCGCGUUAUCUGUGGUUGUAGGUUUUUAAAAAGUCUUUUAAAAAGUAUCAUAUCAUAUUUGGUUUCGUUUAGUUUGGUUUGACUAAACUGACAUUAUUUACAAAUGAUUGAACAAAACUGGGACACCGUUCCCGGUUCCACAUGCACAGCAUGCGAGACUUGGUUCAAGGAUAGACAGUGUAGGCUGAAAAGGACUUUGCGAACUUCAUUUUUGUAGGCUGUAAAGAAACACGUCUCACCGCAAAAAAGGGAACGAAUAAAAAAAAUACCAUUUUACAACUUCGGCUGCAUGUGUUGGCCGAAUAAAAAACAAGGCGAAAUGACAAGACAAAAGUUAUGUUAAAGAUGAGAUGUUUGUAUAAGCAUUCUUGUUAAUUGAUCUAUUAAUUUAUUUGUGGUAUGUUUACUGUCUGUGCUUAUUACUGAAAUAGGGUUCUUAACUGUUUGACUUACACCAAAAGCAUCUCACUGUUCCUUUAACAGGUUUAUAUGAAAUUAUUGUAA